Molecule: messenger RNA, 950 nt
Organism: Aspergillus steynii IBT 23096
Lineage: Eukaryota; Fungi; Ascomycota; Eurotiomycetes; Eurotiales; Aspergillaceae
Exons: 4
Coding region: 273-863 (196 amino acids)
Source: RefSeq, a predicted model, not a curated record
UUGAAGCCGAAGAUAGACUACAAGAUAGAGUUCCGAUGCACACCAUCGGGUCUUUUGCGGGUGCAGUCCCCACGUGAUGUCAGGCGUCUCUGCCCCUCUUUUCUCUAUACUUCCUGAGACCUUGAGAAGUUCUCAACAAGCAUAUCCGCACAUUCAUCAGAACAGUCAUCUCAAUUCAUACUUAGAUUCCUGGAAUCCUGCACUGUGCACCAUCAAAUCCGCAAUGAAAGCUUCGCUUAACCUCGGUCGUAGAUAAAAUUCCUACCCAAAGAAUGGAACUCAUAUCCGGGUGCCCAUUUCUAACAACCUUCGAAAGGUUACACAAGAAAGCGCCGAUGACGAAUGUGCGAAUUGACCCCGCCGAAGAACAUCAACUUCUCUGCCUCUUCAAUCGACACAGCCAAUCCUCUCCAGCCCAAAACGCGUCAUGGAUUCUAUCUAUUCAACAAACCAGCGCAAGUCAGUCCUUCUCUCUCAGCGCAUCAAGCCGAUACGACCGGUCCCAGCACUGUCUGCCCAACGCCUUCUAUACGGAUUUCUGUCAUACCCUUCCUCCAUGGAUGUUGGAUAAAGGCUCGUCUCGUGAGCAGAGGGUCCUAAAGUUGGGCUUGUCUCAUCCGAUGUCAGAUUUUGCAUUUCGAGAAUACAUACAUUCUAUGAACUUAUACUCCUUUCCCACGUUCAUCCAAAACUUCUCAGUUAUUGGGGAAUGUCUCUUUUCUCGGUGUCGUUCCGGUUUCGCCCCGAUGUUCACCUUACCAGUCAGACGACGAGCUCGAUACACUGCCUUCUUUAGUGCAACAGCAAAUCAAUCCUUUCUAUCUCCUGCUAGCAAAUACCAGGUAGUUGGGAUGACAUGCUGACCGCGUGUCAGAACAGACAGGUUUAUCCUAGCUCCAAACUAGUCUGUUUCUACCCAAUGCGUCGGAAAACAUCUACGUCAGAGAAAU